Populus trichocarpa (black cottonwood) is the source of this 3859-nucleotide messenger RNA. RefSeq names its product receptor-like protein 9a. The record is from RefSeq and is a predicted model, not a curated record. The coding region runs from base 315 to 3374 and encodes 1019 amino acids. The transcript has 6 exons. Gene Ontology annotation, molecular function: protein binding. Lineage: Eukaryota; Viridiplantae; Streptophyta; Magnoliopsida; Malpighiales; Salicaceae.
AAAUCAAUUGUUCAUAUACAGCACCUGACUUCCCAAGUCUAUGAAGAAAAGCAAAGCAGAAAACAAGAAGUUGGAAUAUCCUUUAAUCCAACACCACAAACCGAGCGAUCUGUGCCGUGGUGCGGGCCCCUGGCUAGCACUGUCCGUGAAGACUCUCUCAUUCAAUGAAGCCCAAGUCUCCCUUGGAUAAUUCAGCAUAGAAAAUUCAACGAUACAGAUAUUGUCACUGUCCGAUCAAAUGCAUGAAGAGGACAAAUUAAAUUGUAUAUAAGAGACAGCUUGCUUGCUUUUGUAUUCGGUCAAGUAGGAGCGCUAUGAAGAUGAGGCAAAUGUGGGUGUGCAUGCUGCUCAUGGCACUGGCCUUCGUCAACGAGCGGUGCCAUUGUUGUCUGGAGGAAGAGAGAAUUAGUCUCUUAGAGAUAAAAGCUUGGUUCAGUCAUGCAGGUGCUGGGUCCCAUGAGCUAGAAGGUUGGGAUAAAGGGCAUUUUAAUUGCUGUAACUGGGAUAUGGUUGUGUGUGACAACACCACAAACCGAGUGAUCAAACUAUAUCUUUCUUUCGUAAAUUCUGAUGCAGUCGAAGACUUGGAUCUCAAUGCGUCUUUGUUUCUGCCUUUCAAAGAACUGGAGAAUCUCGACUUAAGCGGCAACCAAUUAGUUGGUGGCUUAAAGAAUCAAGGUUUUCAAGUACUAGCUUCAGGGUUGAGGAAUUUGAAGGAACUUUAUCUAAAUGACAAUAAAUUUAACGACAGCAUUUUAACAUCUCUCAGUGGUUUUUCAACUCUCAAAUCUCUAUAUCUAUCAAACAAUAGGUUCACAGUAACAAUUGAUCUCAAAGGUUUUCAAGUGCUAGCUUCAGGGUUGAGGAAUUUGGAGCAACUUGAUCUAAGUUACAAUAAAUUGAACGACAGCGUUUUAUCAUCUCUCAGUGGAUUUUCAACUCUCAAAUUUCUAGAUCUAUCAAACAAUAGGUUCACAGGAUCAACUGGUCUCAAUGGUUUAAGGAAAUUAGAAACCUUGUAUCUGGAUUCAACUGACUUCAAGGAAAGCAUUUUGAUAGAGUCAUUGGGAGCGUUGCCAUCCCUCAAGACCUUACAUGCACGUUAUAGUAGAUUUACACACUUUGGAAAAGGCUGGUGUGAACUGAAGAAUCUUGAACAUCUAUUUCUCUCAGGAAACAAUCUAAAGGGCGUACUCCCUCCUUGUUUUGGAAAUCUAUCAUCUCUACAAAUCUUGGAUUUAUCUUACAACCAAUUGGAGGGAAAUAUUGCAUUUAGUCACAUUUCCCAUCUUACGCAGCUUGAAUACCUCUCAGUUUCAAAUAACUACUUUCAAGUCCCAAUAUCAUUUGGUUCAUUUAUGAACCACUCCAACCUCAAGUUCUUUGAAUGCGAUAACAAUGAGCUAAUAGCUGCACCUAGUUUUCAGCCUUUAGUUCCAAAGUUCCGGCUUCGUGUUUUUAGUGCUUCAAACUGUACUCCAAAACCACUCGAGGCUGGAUUUCCAAACUUCCUCCAGAGCCAAUAUGAUUUGGUGUUUGUUGAUCUAUCCCACAACAAAUUCGUUGGAGAACCUUUCCCAUCUUGGCUGUUUGAGAAUAAUACAAAGUUAAAUCGACUAUAUUUGAGAGACACCUCAUUUAUAGGUCCUUUGCAGCUGCCACAACAUCCAACACCCAACCUUCAGACAGUAGAUAUGUCUGGCAACAGCAUACAUGGUCAACUUGCAAGGAACAUAUGUUCGAUUUUUCCACGUUUGAAGAACUUCAUGAUGGCUAACAACAGCCUCACAGGUUGUAUUCCUCCUUGUUUUGGGAAUAUGAGCUCUCUCGAAUACUUGGAUCUUUCCAACAAUCACAUGUCUUGUGAACUGCUUGAGCAUAAUUUGCCAACAGUAGGCUCCUCGUUGUGGUCCUUAAAGCUGUCCAAUAACAAUUUCAAAGGGCGAUUACCACUCUCUGUGUUCAACAUGACUAGCCUAGAGUACCUCUUUCUCGAUGGAAACAAAUUUGCAGGACAAGUAUCGGGUACCUUUUCUCUUGCAUCAUCAUUUUCGUGGUUUGAUAUCAGUAACAAUCUUUUGUCAGGCAUGCUUCCAAGGGGAAUUGGGAACUCUUCAAUAUACCGCUUUCAGGCAAUUGAUUUGUCCAGAAAUCAUUUUGAAGGUACCAUUCCAAAAGAAUAUUUCAAUUCUUAUUGGCUUGAAUUUUUAGAUCUUUCUGAAAACAAUCUGUCUGGGUCUUUGCCGUUGGGCUUCCUUGCACCACAUUUACGCCAUGUCCACCUAUACGGAAAUCGAUUGACCGGUCCACUGCCAAAUGCUUUUUAUAACAUCUCUUCUUUGGUGACAUUAGAUCUCGGCUAUAACAACUUAACUGGGCCAAUUCCAAACUGGAUUGCUAGCCUUUCGGAAUUGAGUAUUCUUCUUCUGAAAUCUAAUCAAUUCAAUGGGGAACUUCCUGUUCAGUUAUGCUUGUUAAGGAAAUUAAGCAUAUUGGAUCUUUCAGAAAAUAAUUUUUCUGGUCUGUUACCCUCAUGUUUGAGCAAUUUAGAUUUUACGGAAUCAUAUGAAAAAACUUUGGUUCACACUAGUACGGAGUCACGAGAUGAUGGAAGCCGGAAAGAAAUAUUUGCAUCCAUAGGGGGAAGAGAAUUGGGGAACGAAGGUUUUUAUCUUUUUGAUAAAAUUUUGUGGCCAGAGAUCAGUGUAAAAAUAUCCGUAGAGCUUACAUCAAAGAAAAAUUUCUACACUUACGAAGGCGAUAUCCUUCGUUACAUGUCUGUUAUGGAUCUUUCUUGUAACAGAUUCACUGGAGAAAUCCCGACAGAGUGGGGAAACUUAAGUGGGAUAUAUGCUCUAAAUCUGUCACAAAAUAAUUUUAAUGGAUUGAUCCCUCCAUCUUUCUCCAAUCUGAAGCAGAUAGAAAGCUUGGAUCUUUCUCACAACAACUUGAAUGGGAGAAUUCCUGCACAACUCGUUGAACUGACCUUUCUAGCAGUUUUCAACGUGUCGUACAAUAAAUUGUCAGGAAGAACACCGGAGAUGAAAAAUCAAUUUGCUACCUUUGAUGAGAGCAGUUAUAAAGGGAAUCCUCUUCUUUGUGGACCUCCAUUGCAAAACAGUUGCGACAAAACAGAAUCACCAUCCGCGAGAGUGCCUAACGAUUCCAAUGGAGAUGGUGGCUUCAUAGACAUGUACAGUUUCUAUGCCAGCUUCGGUGUGUGUUACAUAAUUGUGGUGUUGACAAUUGCAGCAGUACUGUGCAUAAAUCCGGAUUGGCGACGCAGGUGGUUUUACUUCAUUGAAGAAUGCAUCGACACUUGCUACUGCCUUUUGGCUAUUAACUUUCGCAAGUUGUCCAGAUUCAGAAGGUGAUUGGUUCUUAUCAUGAGCGUGUGGGCUGCUUUCUGAAUUUGUUGUCAUCCUCUGUGGGGAAGUAGUCGCAUGGCUGCGGGCGUUGGUGGCCCAAAUCAAUGGUUGCUCAUAGCUUGGCCUUUCUGUUUUCCUAUGAGAAGUGUUCCGUCUGGUUCUCGUAGCUUGGCCUUUCUGUUUUGAUGUGAGUUGUGUUUGUCCUUGUGCUUGUAUCCAUAAUUGUUUGUUUCUUGGUUAUGUCUUAUUAUGCUUUGUUCUGUCUUGUUAUGUUGUGUUGACCUUCAUUUUCUGUUGUUUCUUUGGCCUCUGUCUUGAUAUUUUAUUUUAAAAAUUAAUUUGGAGUGCUCAGAGGCUACUAGAAAGGAGAAACGAUGGCGGCGGAGGUGGUUUCUCUUAUUCCUGUUGUUUAUUUGGCCUGUAGGCUCUUUUGGUUAGCUAACAUACAUUGGAAUCAUGCAUAUUUAAUGAAAUUAAUCAGACAUUCUCUA